Molecule: messenger RNA, 2228 nt
Organism: Pan troglodytes (chimpanzee)
Lineage: Eukaryota; Metazoa; Chordata; Mammalia; Primates; Hominidae
Gene: GUCA1B
Product: guanylate cyclase activator 1B
Exons: 4
Coding region: 103-705 (200 amino acids)
Biological process (GO): visual perception
Cellular component (GO): photoreceptor inner segment; cone photoreceptor outer segment
Molecular function (GO): calcium sensitive guanylate cyclase activator activity; calcium ion binding
Source: RefSeq, a predicted model, not a curated record
CCUCCUGGAAAGGGAGGAAGGGGGCCCUAGUUGGAGAGAUCCAUCAGCAGAAGCCAGGGAGGAGACACAGACCCUUGCUCCCUGACGCUCCUCAGGGCUAGCAUGGGGCAGGAGUUUAGCUGGGAGGAGGCGGAGGCAGCUGGCGAGAUAGAUGUGGCGGAGCUCCAGGAGUGGUACAAGAAGUUCGUGAUGGAGUGCCCCAGCGGCACACUCUUUAUGCAUGAGUUUAAGCGCUUCUUCAAGGUCACAGACGAUGAGGAGGCCUCCCAAUAUGUAGAGGGCAUGUUCCGAGCCUUCGACAAGAAUGGGGACAACACCAUCGACUUCCUGGAGUACGUGGCAGCUCUGAAUCUCGUGCUGAGGGGCACCCUGGAGCACAAGCUGAAGUGGACAUUCAAGAUCUAUGAUAAGGAUGGCAAUGGCUGCAUCGACCGCCUGGAGCUACUCAACAUUGUGGAGGGAAUUUACCAGCUGAAGAAAGCCUGCCGGCGAGAGCUACAAACUGAGCAAGGCCAGCUGCUCACACCCGAGGAGGUCGUGGACAGGAUCUUCCUCCUGGUGGAUGAGAAUGGAGAUGGCCAGCUGUCUCUGAACGAGUUUGUUGAAGGUGCCCGUCGGGACAAGUGGGUGAUGAAGAUGCUGCAGAUGGACAUGAAUCCCAGCAGCUGGCUCGCUCAGCAGAGACGGAAAAGUGCCAUGUUCUGAGGAGUCUGGGGCCCCUCCACGACUCCAGGCUCACCCAGGUUUCCAGGGUAGUAGGAGGGUCCCUGGCUCAGCCUGCUCAUGCCCACUCUUCCCCUGGUGUUGACUUCCUGGCACCCCCUGUGCAGGGCUGAGUGGGGAUGGGGAAGGGCUGCUGGGUUUGAAGUGGCCAACAGGGUGUAGUCCAUUUUGGAGGAGUCCCUGGGAUGGUGAAGGGAAUUCGGUUACUUUUCCUGUUCAGCCACUCCUGGGAGGACUGUGCCUUGGCUGGGUGGUUGUGGGGCUCCCACAGUUUCUAGGUGUUCUCAGUUGGAAGCAAGAGCCAACUGAGGGGUGAGGGUCCCACAGACCAAAUCAGAAAUGAGAACACAAAGACUGGUAGGAGGCAGGGGUGGGAGGGUGUUGAGACUGAAGAAAAGGCAGGAGUUGCCGGGCGCGGUGGCUCACGCCUGUAAUCCCAGCACUUUGGGAGGCCGAGGCGGGCAGAUCACAAGGUCAGGAGAUCGAGACCAUCCUGGCUAACACGGGGUGAAACCCCGUCUCUACUAAAAAUACAAAAAAUCAGCCGGGUGAGGUGGCGGGCGCCUGUAGUCCCAGCUACUCAGGAGGCUGAGGCAAGAGAAUGGCGUGAACCCCAGGGGGCCGAGCCUGCAGUGAGCCGAGAUUGCGCCACUGCACUCCAGCCUGGACGAGAGCGAGACUCCGUCUCAAAAAAAAAAAAAAAAAGAAAAGGCAGGAGUUUUGGGGGGCAGGGGGCAGCAAUAAUUCUAUAACUUCCGGGAUGCUGAGGGGCGUUCAUGGGGAGGACCCUGGCCUCCUCCUCCCCAAGGCAUCCUCACCAGUGGUGUCAACAGGAAAAAUGGCAGCAAAUACGCUGCAGGCUGUGGUCUUUCUGCCUUUGAAAGGGUCAGCUGUACUUAAAGGGGCUGUUUCAGCUCUGCCUGGGUGCUGCUCUGGGACCCCCUGCUGCCAACCCACCACUCCCCCAACAAUCCUCUCUUUCCAUCCACAUCCCCCAGUAUGGACCUUCCACAACUCCCAGCCAUAAGCUGAAUGUUUCUCUUUAAAGGAUGGAGAAAACUUCUGUCUGUCUCUGGCAAGAAUUGGGGGACUGUUGACUGGGGUUGUGGGCUGGGCUUGGCUUCUAACUGCUGUGUGACCCAAGACAGCCACUUCUCCCUAACCUUGGUUAUGUCUCGGCAGCACAGUGAGCAGGUCGGACUAGGCGAACAGUUUUGGAUUAUUGUGUUUUUAGAUGUGGAAUUAUUUUUUGUUAUAUAAACUCUUAUGUGUAACCCCAAUAUAGAAACUAGAUUAAAAGGGAGUCUCUCUGGUUGAAAGGGGAGCUGAGUACCCUCUGGAACUGGAGGCACCUCUGAAAAAAGCAAACUGAAAACCAGUGCCCUGGGUCACUGUUACUCCUAUAAGACAGUUUAAAGUGAGACCUGGAAAAACAUUUGCUUUACCUUGAAUAGAUAGGUUUUUAUGUUGGUGUAUAAGAAAUAAAACUAACCUAUUAAACCUGA